Messenger RNA from Chara braunii, 1923 nucleotides. The record is from the annotation of a GenBank genome assembly. Lineage: Eukaryota; Viridiplantae; Streptophyta; Charophyceae; Charales; Characeae.
GGCUAUAUCGUUUUAGUUUUGGCUGGCGCCGCCAAACAUUUUGGUCUGGUUGCCCCGAGCCUCUUUUUUUCUUUUUUUCUUUUUUCUUUUUCCGGAGUGACUCAAUCAUGAUUCUCAAGAUGGCUGGGGUGAUGCACUGGUGGUUUCAGAGAGAGAAAAGGCGCUUCUGAAUAAUGGCAGGAGCAGUGGCAAGGACGGCAGUGGGGUCUCCAGUGCCGAUGUGUGCAAAAAGUAUGACUUCAUCGUCAUCAGCUUUGAUGCAGUCGGUGCAUUGUCGAUCGCAAAGGAACUGCUGUCGAGGGGAGACAAUUAUGCAUGUGACAUGUCAGCAAAAGUUUUUCCCGGGACUCGAUUUCGCAUCUGUUGCAAGUUGUGAAAGACUAUGGGGAGGAAGUGCGGGAGAGAGGUGCUCUAAGUUAUCUGUGGGAACAAGCAGUUGGCAGAGAUGGAAGCGCGGAGGAGCUUUGGAAGGAUCAUCCGGAAAGAGUUUGUGCCUGUCUUCUAGUGGAGGGGGAGUUGCAAGAAGGGAAGGGCAAGGAGAGAAGAGGGGAAGGAGAAAGGGGAGAGUGAUGACAUCUGGAGGAGCGUGCUUUGCCUCUAGUGGAGAGAAACCGGCAGCACAAAGCUCGACCUCGCCCACCACAACCACAGCAAUGCAGCCGAAGGUAACUGAAGAUACAGGUGAGUAUAGCAGGGGCAGAACCCUACAGAAAGUGAAGGUGGUUUUAGGACCUUAUAAAGGUGGAGUAAUCAAGGUGAAAGCCACAAAACAUGAGGUCACAGAUGAAGAAGUGGAGAGAGCAUUUAAGGAGAAAAGGGAGAAGACCCAUGAAUUCGAACGCAUAAACUUCACCGGCUCUGGAGCCAAGCUGGGGCACACUGUGAAGAUUAAUUUUGAGGGAAAGUAUGCUGAAGGACCCAAGUCAGGGCAACUUAUUCAAGGCACGAAGGCCGAUAUGUACGACCUCGAGCUUAAGGAACGACCAGAUUAUCCAUGGAAACGUUUUGUCGAAGAGAUUACAGGUACUGGCAUGGGCCAGGAAGAGAGUAAGACCUUCAUGGUCGUCUUUCCACCUGACUUCAAGGCUCCGCACCUCCGGAAUGUUAAGGCCAGAUUCACGGUCACUGUGAAGGCCAUCGGCGUAAAGAAGGAAUUGCCGAAGGAUACCAGGCCUGAGCACGAGCAGAGGGAAGAGAUCAAGGAUGAACUCGUUGCAGCAGAGGAAAGAAAGAGCAAUGCCCAGAUCGAUCCAGAAAUACGCUCCGCGCUUCUCGAGUCCUCUGAAGCUGAUGUUGACAAAAUUGCCUCCAAUGUUUCUUGGGCUAAAUUUGGGGAAAACUCGCUCAAGGACUUUAAAUGGAACCUUCUCAUGGAAGAGGUUGCACGGGUUGAAAAUAUCGCAUUUGAAGACGUCAUGCCCUUUCUCCGGCGAGAAGCAGAUAUCAGUUACACGUUAAUCUGAUUUGAUUUUGAUUUGGUACAUUGAUUCAAUCAAUCAAUCAAUCAAUCAAUCAAUCAAUCAAUCAAUGGAUUAAUUGGUUGGUCAAUGCGUUGGCAGGUCAGUGCAUUGAUUACUUGAUUGCGCAAAUGCUCAGCUUGUUUUUUUUGGUGAACUUAUUUGUCCUCAUCAGGAGGAAGAGGAGGAGGAAGAAAAGGACACAAAGAUGCAGGCAGACACAGAGCAUGUCUUUCAGGUCUUGACAUGUUUUUUGAACUUUUUUCACUGGGGAGACAGAUCGCUUAUCGAAUCUCGAAUAUUCUCGAUUCCUGUUCUCGUUAUCACAUUCUUCAACUACUUCAGAUGUCAUUUUUUCCUUAAAACACGGAUAUUCGGUCUGGAAAUGUCUUCAGCCUUUCACUAAAAUUUUACUGACCUUACCUGUUAGAUUUUCCCUGAAAGACUGCGGAAUGUGAUCACAUCU